Molecule: messenger RNA, 2518 nt
Organism: Photinus pyralis (common eastern firefly)
Lineage: Eukaryota; Metazoa; Arthropoda; Insecta; Coleoptera; Lampyridae
Exons: 2
Coding region: 200-2233 (677 amino acids)
Source: RefSeq, a predicted model, not a curated record
AACUGCAUGAAAAAUUGGCUAAAGCACGGACCGCAGAGAGCAGCUAGGGCAACAAAUCCGAAGUAGUGGUGUAUAGGUAUAGUCAUUUAAAUAUUAUAUUAUAUUAUUAAAUAGUGGGUAUAGGUAGUAGUUUCAUAGAAAUAUUUUGUUUAUAUUAUUCAGCUUGAAAGCUUCAUUUGUUUUUAUAGUAUAAUUAACUAUGCCAAAAAAAUAUAAAUUAAAACCAUUUGUUGGUAAAAGACAGAUAAAUAGAAGAGUAAAAGCAGCAUUAGACCAACUGCAAGCAUCUCGUCUUUUAAAUGUACAGUCUAAUAAUGCCGAUAAUAUUGUUGAAUCAGCUUCCUGCAGUAGUGCAGAAAGCAUGUUUGUAUUAGACAAUAGUAGACUUUCCCAAUAUGGUGAUUCAAACUCGCCAAACAGUUCAGAAAAUUGCCUGAGCGAUAAUGUGCCUUAUGUUUCAUACUCCGUCAAUCAACCAACUGCUGCUCCACUUAAAAGUUUAACAGAAAAAUUACAAAUUUGGGCUGCAAGUGAAAAUGUUCCACAUUCUUCUGUUACAUCACUUUUGCAUAUAUUACAUGUAUAUCAUCCCGAAUUGCCACUUGAUUGUAGAAGUUUGCUAAAAACUCCACGUUCUGUAAAAACUAAGGAUUUAGAUAAUGGAAAGUAUAUUCACUUCAAUAUGAAAGAAUGCAUUAGUAAUCACUUAAGUAAACAUCAAGUUAAUUCUAGUAAAAUCUCUUUAUCUUUUAACAUUGAUGGGCUUCCCAUUUUUCACAGUACAAGUCAACAGUUUUGGCCUAUUCUCUGUAUGAUAAAAAAUAGUUGCAAUCAAAAACCUUUUGUGGUGGGAUUAUUUUGUGGCGUUUCAAAACCCUCUCCCUUAGAAACUUUUUUAGAAAGCUUCAUUCAUGAUCUCAAAGAUUUACUGCUUAAUGGCUUAAUGCACCACACCCAAUUUUAUGAUAUCGAGGUGCAUAGCUUUAUUUGCGAUGCUCCCGCUCGUGCCUAUAUAAAACGUGUUAAAGGGCACGGUGGAUAUUCAUCAUGCGAUAGAUGUACAGAGUAUGGGACACUAGUAAAUAAAAGGGUUGUGUUAAGGCAUACAAAUGCUAGUAAAAGAACUGACACUUCAUUUUUCAAUCAAGAGGAUGAGGAGCAUCAUCUUGGUGUUUCACCAUUAACUUCAUUGGGUAUUGGCAUGGUGUCCCAAUUCCCUCUAGACUAUAUGCAUGCAGCAUGUCUUGGAGUAAUGAGAAAACUAUUAAAUUCAUGGGUUAGUGGAUCUCUUCGGGUUCGAUUGCAGUCUAGAUUAGUUAACAAUUUAUCACAAAAGUUAUUGUCUUUACAAGAAUUUGUGCCCAUAGAAAUUAAUCGCAAGCCAAGAAGUAUAAAGGAAUUAGCACAUUGGAAAGCUACAGAAUACAGAACAUUUUUAUUAUAUCUAGGCCCAGUUGUAUUAAAAGAUAUAGUAAAAGUCUCUGUGUAUGAACACUUUCUUCUAUUUCACUGCAGUUUGGUCAUCCUUUGCUCGCCUAUUUUGUGUCAGCAACUGGGAACAAAUUUGGCAAAACAAUUUCUUGAAACAUUUACAUCCCACAGUGAGAAACUAUAUGGCUUGGAAUUCUUGAGUUACAAUGUUCACAUUGUUUCUCAUUUAAGUGAUGAUGCUAAUAGGUAUGGUCAUUUAGAUAAUAUUUCUGCUUUCGGAUAUGAAAACUUUUUAGGCCAACUUAAAAGAUUAAUUCGUAGUAGCAACAAUCCAUUGACACAAGCAUAUAAUCGAAUUAUUGAAUCAAAUUUUGUAGAAGAUCAUGAAGUGAGUUGUAAAACAAUUUCACGUCUUUUGUACAAUCAUAAAUUAGGACCUGUACUACCUGCAUAUAAAGACUUCGAGCAAUUUAAAAAGUUUGAGGGUGAAAAAUUUAUAUUGUCUGUCUACCAAUAUUCACAUGCCAAUUGUUACUGUUUGACUAAUACCAAUGAAGUUAUUCAAGUACAUAACUUGUUAAAUAAAAAAAAUGAAAUAUUUAUUAUCGGAAAAAUGUUUACAAAAUAUGAUGCUGCCUACACUUAUCCAGUAGAUUCAAAAAAAUUUUUUCAUAUAAGUUUUGUGCAUAGUUUAUCAGAAUUGAAGGUUUGGAAUUUAACGGACAUAAAAAGCAAAUGUUUUGUAUUUCCUUAUACCCAACAUAUUUUCGUGUGUCUUCCUCUAUUACACACAACAGUAUAGUAACUAAGUAACCCUAUAUAACUUUCAAGCCUUUUAAUAUGAGCCCUGUUUCAGUAACCUUGGCCCAACUACCAAAUGCAAGAAUUUUUCUACUUUACGUCAUAAUAAGGUAAUAAACUACUCUUUAACAUAUUAUAUUUUACGUUUCCUUACACAUUCCUAGAGAAAUUGACAUUUCCAGUUUUAAUUGCUUUCAAGUUCGAAUUUUAAUAAACGUGAUUGUAACAAAAUAUACAUUCAAACCAACUUAAAUGUGUAUGUCACUAUUUCAAAACUAUAUGGCUU